Branchiostoma belcheri (Belcher's lancelet) is the source of this 1015-nucleotide messenger RNA. RefSeq lists its product as uncharacterized. The record is from RefSeq and is a predicted model, not a curated record. Bases 142 to 666 code for a protein of 174 amino acids. Lineage: Eukaryota; Metazoa; Chordata; Leptocardii; Amphioxiformes; Branchiostomatidae. The transcript is spliced from 4 exons.
CGCAAUAAAGUGUUAAGAAGUUACUAGGGGACAUACGCACGUGUGUUUUCUCUAAACAUAGUCACGCAGGUUACCAUUUUCUGUGAAACACUACAACAACAAAGGAGUUCAGCGUCAAACGUAGACUUCAACAACAUCAAGAUGGAUCCUGGCCCUGCAGCAAAACGGUUCAUUAGUAGCAGCUCUGACCCGAGUUUUGACCUGCACCGUUGUGAGGGAGAACACCACCUGACGCUGAACACCUGUGUGAACCAGGGCUCUGACGAGACAGAGGGCGUCAGUCGUCCGGGGGGAGACUACAGAAAAGUAAAGCUACACCGCUGCCCAGGAGAGUAUAAGCUGACGGUGGAGCCGCCCAGUCGGGAGGGGAUCGCCGCCGCCACCUUCACACGGGCUUUCCCACCGGGCGACCCGGGGUGCGCCAGGGCAAAAUUAAGGGCCUCUAGAACAAGGCGCCACUCAGAGGGUGACGAACUGUUUGCCGAUCCUGAGGGGUCAACUGAGGUCAUCCACCAGGAGACACGGUCACAGAGUGUUGACGUCACCGGUGACGUCACGACGAAGCCAAGUGCGCAGGCCCAGAAAAUAUCCGAGAUCGACUGUGUCCAAAUCUGCGGAGAAGCGUCCGAAGUCAUGGACGAGAUGAAAAACUUGGCAGUGGCUUAAAAAUAGGAUCGUAAUGUCUUUAAGGGACAAUAUUUUCUGUGCUGUGACAGCCUUAAUAUGUCCUAGAACAUACGACCCAUCUUUAUGACCUAUAUAUAAAGAUGUAACAUUAGAAGACCGUAUGUACAUAAAAAGAAACCUUUUGAUUAUGUUGUUCGUCCUGGAUUGAAUGAAUUCAACGUUGAAAAGUUUAUUCUUCAAAACACAUUUAGUUGCGUGUUUCUAUAAUGGUGAUUUAAAAAGUACGCUACUUAUCUAUUACAUACUGAGACACAUUGAACACAAUUAAAAUGAAUGAUUCUUAAAAAAGUUCAAUAAAUGCAGGAAAACGGUCAAUAAAAUGCAGAUU